AUGUACAGCUUAGAGAAAAUCUGGCACGCCAAUCUACCCAGAUCGUGGGCCUUGGGGAUCUUGUUGUACAUAUUAUCCAUGAUUACCGCUAUCUAUUACGUCUUUCCUCUUUUGAGCUUAAGACUCCGAAAAAACAAGAACGAGGUGACCAUUUUGGUGCUUGGUGACUUGGGCCAUUCUCCAAGAAUGUGCUAUCAUGCACUUUCCUUGGCUAGAGCUGAUAUGCUGGUUAAUCUCUGUGGAUACAUGGAUAUGGAUCUUCCUGAGAGUAUUCAGGAGGAGGUAAUGAUCGAUGUGUAUCCGAUUAAAGUGAUAAAGAACACGCGAAAGUUGCCAUUCAUUGCUUUUGCAGCUUACAAGGUGGCCAUGCAACUCUACCAAUUAUUUGCGCUCUUGUUACAGGUUCAGGGAAGCAAAUACUACAUGCUUCAGAACCCACCCUCGAUGCCACUUCUAUUGGUUCUUGUGGUGUUCAUACGUAUUUUUAGUCCGCGUUCAAAGCUCAUCAUUGACUGGCACAAUUUGAACUAUACAAUUUUGAACUUAAAGUUCAACAAUCUCAAACACCCGCUCGUACGGGUUCUUAGAGCAUACGAGAGGAUUUUAGCCCAAUUUGCUGCAAUCAACAUCACAGUGACUCAUCAAAUGAAGGAGUUUUUAAUAAAAGAGUUUCUGCUAAGAGAAGAUUCGAUCAUUCCUUUUCAUGACCGGCCAGGGCCACAAUUCCGCCCUCUACGCGAUUCAACCAUCACCAAAUCAGAAAUCCUCGCCACUCGUGAUCUAUUCUCUGAGAUCGACAACAUCGCUGACUACAAGAUUCUUGUCAGCGCUACCUCAUUCACACCCGAUGAAGACUUUAGCAUUCUUCUCAAUGCACUCAAGCUCUAUGACGACAACAAAAACGAAAAGACACCUAUCUUCGCAAUCAUCACCGGUAAGGGCCCCAUGCAAAAGCAGUUCUUGGAGAGCGUGUCGAGUCUCAACUUUACAAAAAAGGUCAUCAUUCGCAACGCGUGGCUAUCAGCAGAAGACUAUCCACUUGUUUUAGCUUGCGCUGAUGUGGCAGUCUCGCUUCACACCUCACUGAGUGGAAUUGACCUUCCUAUGAAAAUCGUCGACUUCUUCGGCGUUGGUGUGCCCGUACUUACGUUAAGAUUUCCAGCUAUUGGGGAGUUGGUUCAAGAUGGUAAGAACGGAUUAAUUCUUCCAGGUAUCAAGCUGGAAGAUCAGGAAAUGUACGACGGCUUGACCAGAGUUCUCAAUGACUCUGAAAUUCUCAAUAAAUUGAAAGACGGUGCUUUGGCAGAGUCUGAAAAGAGAUGGGACGAGAAUUGGGACCGCAUAUUACACCCAGCUCUCUGCAACUAA
Messenger RNA from Australozyma saopauloensis, 1368 nucleotides. It is a transcript of the gene ALG1, whose product is annotated as chitobiosyldiphosphodolichol beta-1,4 mannosyltransferase. Gene Ontology annotation, molecular function: mannosyltransferase activity. Lineage: Eukaryota; Fungi; Ascomycota; Pichiomycetes; Serinales; Metschnikowiaceae. The transcript has a single exon. Gene Ontology annotation, cellular component: endoplasmic reticulum. Bases 1 to 1368 code for a protein of 455 amino acids. The record is from RefSeq and is a predicted model, not a curated record.